AUGGUCCAGGUAUAUCGUAAAACUCAUUCUUACCCCGACCCACCUCCUACACCCUUACUAGCGUUCUUCCUCCGCUAUCCCAACCCAUUCGCUCGUCAUGUCUUAUCAGUAGAUGUCCUCUCUCGAACUGUUAACCCCUCGACUGGACAGAUACACACCACGAGGUUGAUAUUGAAAAGAGGUAUAUUACCGAAAUGGGCUACUAGGUGGUUACCUAAUGCUGGACUUUCAGGUGGGAGGGGGUUGGACGCUUGGAUUUUGGAAGAAAGUAUUGUAGAUCCUCCUGAAUGGGGUUUGGCCGAAAGCUCAACAAGUACAAAUACAAAUAUCCCAAAUAUUGGUUCUUCUUCAGCCUCUUCGUCAAAGCGUAGGAUAUCAAGUGAAAGUGGUAGAAACGAAGACGAUUUGGAGCUGGAGUACAGGAGACAACCUAGAUUGAGGGUACAGCAGGGGAACUUGAAUCAUAAGAAGUUGAUGCAUGUGAUUGAAGGUGGGGAGAUCAGAGCGGGACCGAACGGUACAACACUACAUCAUACUACAGCAGAAGUCAGGUCGAGCUUUGGUGGAGCAUGGUCAAAUCUGAUUAGGCAGAGGAUAGAACAGUAUGGCGUAGGGAAAUUCGAGACGAAUUCGGAGACUUCCCGCAAAGGCAUGUCCCUGAUCUUAACACUCCUCCGUACCCGCCACCCACUCCCCGAAACAGCAGAGUUCGAAUUCUACCCACCUCCCCCACCGGGAUUCAACGAUUCAUGGUCCGAUAUCCCUGAAGCUGCCAGUAGGGGCAAGGCCAAAGAAGGCUCUCCGAGGAGUUUUUUCUUGUCGCCCGGUAGUUUGGGCGCAUGGGUGAGGAGUAGGAGGGAUAAUGGGAAUGGCAAUGGGCAAUCUGGUGAUACGAGGAAUCCGCCAUAG
Messenger RNA from Kwoniella botswanensis, 909 nucleotides. RefSeq lists its product as uncharacterized. The transcript has 4 exons. The record is from RefSeq and is a predicted model, not a curated record. NCBI's taxonomy places the organism in Eukaryota, Fungi, Basidiomycota, Tremellomycetes, Tremellales, Cryptococcaceae. Gene Ontology annotation, cellular component: mitochondrial intermembrane space. Gene Ontology annotation, biological process: phospholipid transport. Gene Ontology annotation, molecular function: phosphatidic acid transfer activity. The coding region runs from base 1 to 909 and encodes 302 amino acids.